This is a messenger RNA of Cydia strobilella, 807 nucleotides long. RefSeq names its product cuticle protein 8-like. The transcript has 4 exons. NCBI's taxonomy places the organism in Eukaryota, Metazoa, Arthropoda, Insecta, Lepidoptera, Tortricidae. Gene Ontology annotation, cellular component: extracellular matrix. Bases 213 to 710 code for a protein of 165 amino acids. The record is from RefSeq and is a predicted model, not a curated record.
AACCCGGCAGACGCUGAAAGCCACACCGGACACAAUGAUUAACCGCUUCACAUUAUUAUCGGAACUGUGACCUUGACGUCAUGUCAAAGCUACAGAGUCAAGGUGCACACGCAUUUCGCCGCCCCACCGCACGCACGCGCAUGAUCUAUAAAACCUAUACAACUGGACUGUCGACACCAAUCAAUAACUGAUUGUUAAACAAUACACCCAAAAUGUUCAGCAAAAUCGUAGCUUUCGGCGCACUCCUGGCUGCGGCCAACGCUGGCCUCCUCGGCCAUGGCCACGCCGUAUCUUCCCAAAGCAUCGUCCGUCACGACGAGGGCCACUAUGCCCCAGCGCACUAUGCCGCCCCGGCUCACUUCGCCUCAGCUCACUACGCCGCUCCCGUAGUCCACGCCGCCCCUGUCGUCCACGCCGCUCCUAUCGCUCACUACGCCCCUGCUGCUCACUACGAUCAUCAUGAUGAAUACGCUCAUCCUAAAUACGACUACGCGUACUCCGUGGCUGACCCGCACACCGGCGACCACAAGUCACAGCACGAGUCCCGCGACGGCGACGCCGUGCAUGGUUACUACGAGCUAGUGCAGCCCGAUGGCUCCGUGCGCAAGGUCGAGUACACCGCCGAUGACCACAAUGGUUUCAACGCUGUUGUUCACAACUCAGCCCCUUCCAUCCACGCUGCUCCCACCCACGAUUACCACCAUUAUUAAAUUAAAGAAUGAAUGCCUAAUAUGUUAUUUGUUUGAACGCUAUUUAUGUCUUUGUAUGUGUGUGAAAAACUUGUAAAUAAAGUGUAAUUCAAUUAUA